AUGGAAGAACCUAACGAUGAGGGCAUCCGGGAGCUCAUGUACCAGCUAGAAAAUGCUGCCAUCAAAUGCUCUGAAAGAUGCCUCUAUCAAUCGUCAAAAUGGGCUGCUGAAAUGCUUGAUUCUAUCCGACCUUUGGAGCAUGAAGACACCGAUCUCGAGUCUCCGAUGGAGAUUUCAGACCCAAUCCCGCCAGCUACGAACCCUUAUCUCCAAGUCCGCGACCCAGUAGAAGCUUCCCUUGAGGCACAAGAAUCAUACAAGUACCUUCUGGCCAAGUCUUUCUUUGAUACCCGUGAAUAUGACCGCUGUGCGGCCGUAUUUCUCCCUCCAACAACGCCUCCAGUCCCUUUAUCAGUUACCUCGCCCAACUCCAAGUCAAGACCACCACGGACCUCUCACAAGAGCAAGGACAAGGCUUCGCCCUUCCAAACCCCAAAGACCCAGAAGAAUCAAAUAUCCCAGAACCCAUAUCCCAGGCUCAGUCAAAAAUCGCUCUUUCUUGCCCUCUAUGCUAAAUAUUUAGCCGGAGAAAAGCGCAAAGAAGAAGAAACAGAGAUGGUGUUGGGCCCUGCGGACGGUGGGAUGGCGGUCAACCGAGAGUUAUCCGGUCUUGCCAGAGGUCUAGAUGGAUGGCUAUCUGACCGCUCCGCACAAGGGUUAGAUGAUCGAGGGCAGGGAUGGCUGGAGUAUCUCUAUGCUGUUGUCUUGUUAAAAGGACGCAAUGAAGAGCUGGCGAAGAAGUGGCUCAUUCGCUGUGUGCACCAAAACCCAUACCAUUGGGGCGCCUGGCAGGAACUAAACGAUCUUCUAGGCAGUACAGAGGAUUUGAAACAAAUCCUUGAACUUUUGCCACAAAACGUGAUGAGCUUAAUAUUCUACGUCUAUUGCAGCCAGGAGCUGUAUCAGGCCACGGAAGACACAUAUCGAUCGCUGUCCGAACUACAGUCAAUGUUCCCUGAAAGUGCUUUCCUCAAAACGCAACAUGCAUUGUUGUUAUAUCAUUCGAAAGACUUCGAGGAAGCAUCACACAUAUUCGAAGAUAUUCUGGCCACAUCACCUCACCGUCUAGAUAGUCUAGACCACUAUUCGAACAUCCUUUAUGUUAUGGACCACCGACCUCAGCUUGCGUUCGUCGCUCAAGUUGCAACAGCCACCGAUAAGUUCCGUCCGGAAACCUGCUGUGUCGUGGGUAAUUACUACUCAUUAAAAUCUGAGCAUGAGAAGGCAGUCAUGUACUUCCGACGUGCACUCACCCUCGACCGCAACUUUUUGUCCGCAUGGACACUUAUGGGCCAUGAGUACAUUGAGAUGAAGAAUACUCACACCGCUAUCGAAUCAUACCGCCGAGCUGUCGAUGUCAAUCGCAAGGACUACCGCGCUUGGUAUGGUCUUGGACAGGCUUAUGAAGUCUUAGACAUGUCUUUCUAUGCCUUGUUCUACUACCAGCGCGCCGCAGCACUGCGUCCCUAUGACCCAAAGAUGUGGCAGGCAGUCGGAUCCUGCUACGCGAAAAUGGGCCGUGUGGAACAGAGCAUCCAAGCUCUGAAGCGUGCACUGGUGGCCGGGUCAUUACAGCCGGAUGAUAGCGGACAACCGGGCGCCGGUGCAGGCGCGGGCUCUGGGAGCCGCAAGAUUCUAGACCCAGAAACCCUGCAUCAAAUCGCGACUCUGUACGAGCGCCUCGGUGACGAGGAAGAGGCCGCCGCGUACAUGGAACUUACUCUCCAACAAGAGUCUGGCGCUCCCCCCAUUGAGGAUUCAGAUGAUGGCGAAUCCUCUCCCUCCGAGCAUGGCAAUCAAAGCGACGCCGAGAUCGAGCAUUCGGGAGACGAAGAGCCUGAUAGGUCACAGCGACGCCGUCGCAAUCGCAAGCCCCGCGCUAAGGCCGAGUCCUUCGCUGCGCAGAACGAUGACUCCAUCGUUAGUGAGACGUGGAACGGCACUGGCGUUACAGCUACUACGUCAAAAGCACGGUUGUGGUUGGCACAGUACGCCUCCCGCAGUGGCGAUCUUGACCGUGCAGACCAGCUCGCAAGCGAAUUGUGUCAGGAUGGAAUUGAGGUGGAGGAGGCAAAGGCAUUGAUGAGAGACGUUCGAGCGAGACGGGAAGGUGCGGCAUGA
This is a messenger RNA of Penicillium paradoxum, 2121 nucleotides long. Its product is annotated as anaphase promoting complex subunit CDC23. Gene Ontology annotation, cellular component: anaphase-promoting complex. Gene Ontology annotation, biological process: cell division. The transcript has 4 exons. NCBI's taxonomy places the organism in Eukaryota, Fungi, Ascomycota, Eurotiomycetes, Eurotiales, Aspergillaceae. Gene Ontology annotation, molecular function: protein binding. The coding region runs from base 1 to 2121 and encodes 706 amino acids. The record is from RefSeq and is a predicted model, not a curated record.